This is a messenger RNA of Hypomesus transpacificus, 5386 nucleotides long. Its product is annotated as ubiquitin carboxyl-terminal hydrolase 22. Bases 341 to 1909 code for a protein of 522 amino acids. NCBI's taxonomy places the organism in Eukaryota, Metazoa, Chordata, Actinopteri, Osmeriformes, Osmeridae. Gene Ontology annotation, molecular function: cysteine-type deubiquitinase activity; zinc ion binding. Gene Ontology annotation, biological process: protein deubiquitination. The record is from RefSeq and is a predicted model, not a curated record. The transcript is spliced from 14 exons.
GGCUUAGUAGAGCUUGUAGUGUGCUGUUGAAAUCAGCACAGUCCAGCUACCAUAAAAAAAAGAAAUCUACGAAUCGUGUGUAAGUGUCUAAGCCAAGGAUAAAGGCACUUUUCAAAUAGAAAGGGAACACAUGUAUGAAUUCAGAAAUUCUAGCUGAUAUACUACAAGUAUAAAAGGACGUAUGUGUCAGAUGUCCGACACCGAGUCGUAUUUUGGAUAUUGCCGCGGUUGUCCCCAUUUCCAAACGGAAACCAUCUCUGGACAGCCAGCUUGCGCUAGCUUCAUAAUUCUUUAGGACACGUUUCAUCAUUUAAAAAACAAAUUGAAUGUUGGUUGUGUCAUGAGUCCGGCCGGGUGCUCCCAUGUGAACGGUUAUAAGGUGGACAAUUGGAAACAGAACCUACGAGUAAUUUACCAGUGCUUUGUUUGGAGCGGGAGUGCUGAGACCAGGAGACGAAAGGUGCUUCAGAAUGAUGCGGGAUGGACAGCAGUGGCCAAGUCGUGUAUCUGUCACAUGUGCGGCGCGCACCUGAACCGGCUCCACUCCUGCCUCUACUGCGUCUUCUUCGGCUGCUUCACCAAGAAACACAUCCACGAGCACGCCAAGAACAAACGCCACAACCUAGCAAUAGACUUAUUAUACGGGGGGAUAUAUUGUUUUGUGUGUCAAGACUACAUAUACGACAAAGACAUGGAACAGAUUGCCAAAGAAGAACAGAGAAAAGCCUGGAAACUGCAAGGUAUAGGUGAGAAGUACACUACGUGGGAGCCUACAAAGAGAGAACUGGAACUGCUGCGACACAAUCCAAAGCGGAGGAAAAUCACUACAAACUGCACCAUAGGUUUACGAGGGCUGAUCAACCUGGGCAACACGUGCUUCAUGAACUGCAUCGUCCAGGCCCUCACACACACCCCACUGCUGCGGGACUUCUUCCUGUCCGACAGACACAAGUGCGAGAUGCAAUCCAACUCCUGUCUGGUGUGCGAGAUGUCCCAACUCUUUCAGGAGUUCUACUCGGGCCACCGUUCGCCCCACAUUCCCUUCCGCCUGCUGCACCUGGUGUGGACCCACGCACGCCACCUAGCGGGCUACGAGCAGCAGGACGCCCACGAGUUCCUCAUCGCGGCGCUGGACGUGCUGCACCGACACUGCAAGGGGGACACCACCCGAGACGACAACGGGAAGAAGGCCAACAAUCCAAACCACUGUAACUGCAUCAUCGACCAAAUCUUCACCGGGGGGCUGCAAUCAGACGUCACCUGUCAAGUCUGCCACGGCGUUUCCACGACGAUAGACCCGUUCUGGGACAUCAGUCUGGACCUGCCCGGCUCGUCCACGCCCUUCUGGCCGCUCAGCCCAGGGGGAGACGGGACCUCCGUCAACGGGGAGAGCCACCUCCUGGGAGCCACCACCCUCACAGACUGUCUGCGCAGGUUCACCCGGCCAGAGCAUCUGGGAAGCAGUGCCAAAAUCAAGUGCGGCGGUUGCCAUAGUUACCAGGAAUCCACCAAACAGCUGACGAUGAAGAAGCUCCCCAUCGUGGCGUGUUUCCACCUCAAACGGUUUGAACACUCUGCUAAGCUGCGGAGGAAGAUCACCACCUACGUGUCCUUCCCUCUGGAGCUGGACAUGACCCCCUUCAUGGCCUCCAGUAAAGAGAGCAGGAUGAAUGGCCAGUAUCAGCAAACAGUAGACGUGUUGAACAACGACAAUAAGUAUUCCUUGUUCGCGGUGGUGAACCACCAGGGCACGCUAGAGAGCGGCCAUUACACCAGCUUCAUCCGCCAGCACAAGGACCAGUGGUUCAAGUGUGACGACGCCAUCAUCACCAAGGCCAGCAUCAAGGACGUGCUGGACAGUGAAGGGUAUCUCCUAUUCUAUCACAAACAGUUCCUGGAAUACGAGUAGCCUAAGCAGAUCCGGACAGAGGAGAACCUUCUAACUGGAGAGGUGAGGGGGGGGGGGGAGGGGCUGGGGAAGACAGAGGACGAAGACACAAACCUACCUGAAACUCUGCACACCUGUCUGCUGCCCUGCAUGGACCAGGGAGGACAACCAGACUGAUGAAAUCAUGCAAACGUUCAAACACAGCACUGAGCUACCGGGCAUCUACUUGACAAAGCUGUAGAAGACGAUGGAGGAGGAGGAGAGGAGCGGUGGAGGGGGGCGGGGCAGUGGAGGGGGGGGCGGGGCAAAGGAACCUCCCUCCCGGCCUCCCCUCCUCCUUCCUGCUGCGGAGCCUAAGAGUGAGUGAUUGACAGUUCAGUGGCGUGGGCACAUGAGGACUGUAACUACAGUAUUGUAUUGAGAUUAGCUUUUCUUUUUUUACUUGUAUUUUCUUCCCCCCCCCCCCCCAUGGUGCUCUGGUAUCAACUGACCAAGCGUUUACCAAGUCACAAUGGAGGAAGGACUGUUUGUUGUCAUAUGCAUAUUGAACUGAAUGCAAAAAAAAAAGAGGGAAAAAAAAGAAUGAAAUGAAAAAAAUAUAUACAAAACGUAAAAAGUAUGGUAUUAUGAACUUUUUGGGGGUUUCAUUUUUUUAAGAUAUGGUUAUGAUUCUUAUCAUUUGUGAAUUUAGUUAGGAAUACUGUAUGAAUCUAGUAUACAUCUAUAUUUUUCAAAAGAGGAUAAUCGGCACGUAGGCAGAGAGGAGAGAGACACCAUCCAUGCUGCUGGCCGAGGAAGCGCUACCAUGGAAACUAAGUGGACUCGGAUUGGACCUGAGCGUGCCCACGUUCCACCAUUUUCUGGUGCCGUUUCAUUUUGGUUGAGAGCAGGGAAAAUCUAUUUUUUUAGCAAUUCAUUGAAAUCUUGUUUGUGUCCAUGUUUUUUUUUUCUUCUUUUUUUUUUUUUUUUUUGCAGUGCAGUCAUGUCCUUGCUGUCAUGGUACUGAAAACGUUUUUGGCCGUAUUAUUCUUUAAUAUUGUGGAAAUGUCGGUAUAAUAAUGAUGAUGGUAAUGGUGGUAAUUAAAUUGGCUCACUCUGGAUGGUUGUAGAAAAGAAAAACAAAAUCUCCACGUUGAAGUUGAACUGGAGGAGUUGUGGGGCAUCAUGGAGAUGCCGUCGACGGCAGUGCUGUUCAUUCCCAGUCACUCCCCACCUCCCCCCUCUCCUCCCCCCUCUGCUCUCACAACGCCGCACAGCCAACACCUCCGACUCCCUGUUGCAAUGCCGUGGCCCUCCUGAGGCCCUCCCUAGUCUUAAAGCUGUCUGUGCUCUGCCUGCAGAGCUGUGGCCUCUCUCACUCUGGGAUUUAUUCUGUCCACCGUGAUCAACGUACUGUAGUGCUCGCGGUGUGGGGGAGGGAGGGGGGGGAGGGGUGUGAUUGGGCGAGGGAGAGAUAUUGCACAUAUGUGGGGGGCUCUUGUCAACUGCGUCCCGGGUUUGAAUCUGUCAGUGUUCCGCUAACCAUGGCAACGCCUGGCGUCCCUCGGGGCGGCAGCAGGGGUGCGGUGAGGUCGCCUCUCCAGCGCGCCGUUCAAUCAGUAUGCCGUCUCCUGGAAAUAGGACAGAAUAUAUCAUAUUUACAAACACCGGGGUUAUGUCUGAAUAUCACAUAUGUUGUCAAUGUAAAGAAAGUGAAAUAAUUAACAAACAUUUGUGGGGAGUAACAAAAUAAUAAAUAAACAUAAAAAAAGAAAAAGAAUCUAAAGCGACAGCAAUGUUCACUCAUGUUGGCCGGAACCCAUCAGGGGAAGCGUUAUGGAUCCCACCUGGUGAUGGGUAGCCGCUUGUCAAGGUGAGGUCAACCCAGAGCAUUUAUAGCUCUUCCUCUGGUCGGCUACAGAAACAACUAUUUUUGGAACUUGGCCGGAGGGGAGGGGAGAGGAGGGGAGAGGGAGGGGGGGUAACUGUUAGGAGACGCUAAAUCCCACACUUUUAGAAUGUCGGCACAAAGGCUUUUGAUGUAUUGUGGCGACGACAGAGACGCCACCUGACAACAUUCAGGGACUCAGCUGAAACCUUAAAGGACGAGGAGACCUUCAUGGUCCCGUUUCAGUGAAUAAACAGAACAAAAAACUGGAACGUUUUCUCUGUGUGGGUCUUUUCUGCUGCUACUGCUGUUGCUUGGGCGUCCUCUGUCUCACAAGACAACUGUUAUAUAAGAGCAACAAAGAGCGCGGAGGCUGUGGAGCUCUUCUUCUCGCGUUGAAAAUGGCUGAUCUGAUAUGCCAAGGCUGUUAAGCUCUGUUCCUGGACAGCUGCCUCGCUGUUGGGUUUUCAUUUCUAGUUCCAACCCAUUGUAAUCUUCUCAGUUUGUCAGUAAGUAUUUAUGUUCCAACUCGGCUUGGAGUGAAAACCUGCAGGAGGAUAGAUCUUAAGGAGCAGGGUUGGAAAGACUAGUGACAUAUGAUUUGCAAAUGUGUAUGUCGUUGUACCAACUAUCAAGAGGUACCUAUAUUUGUUUUAUAUUACAUCUACACAUGCACAGUUUUUAUUUUUGAGUAUUCAAAGUUUUAAGUUAGGUGAAUUUGUGUCACGUCAGAAACUGGAGCACUUCUGCUUUUAAGGCAUGAAGCCCAUGAAUGAGUAGAAAAGUGUUAAUGGUAUAUAUUUACCACAAGGGGGCACUCACCGAUUCUUGGAAAAAGUCACUGGUUUAAAUUCUGCACUGCACCCUCCAUUGCUUUCUCCGGAUCAGAAGAGGAUAAACAAACAAGGAUGACGCAGUGUAUUUAAUGAGCAAACCGAAUUUUAUCAUAACAGUUCAUUUAACAAAAGCAACACAUAUAGAAAAAUAUGCACACAAACAGAAACGAUAAAAUAUUAUAAAUAUAUAAUUUUUUUUGUUAUUGGCUGGGGAACAAUUGGGGAAAAGAAAGGAUACAGUACAGUCUUAUGAGCAGAAUGUUCUAGGCAGAAUGAUAGCUAUAGCCUACUCCUACUACAAAGCUUUAAGCCCACUGAUGCAGCUUCCAACCUGCAUUCAUGUCAACAAUGUUCCGGCUGUAUUUUAAUGUGCUGCAAUGCCUGCUACUAUUAAGGAGGCUUUGUUUGGCUGAGAAUGGGGCGACUUUACACAAAGCUAUAAUGUUUAAACACCUAAGUUGACUGUCGUUAUGCCUUUUGAAACUGGUCCCAUUUUAUCUUGAAAGUGUAGAUGUAAAUUAGGUGUAUAUAUCUAAAUAUAUUUCUUGUUUUCUACUGUUGGCUAUGUAAUUAUUUCUCCAAUGUUUUCAUCCAUUAUCUGUUACCUUAAAGUUAUGCUCUCAUUACCUUUGUAAUUAAUAUUUGGAGAGGUCAGUUCUUGGAUAAUUAUGUGCUAAUUAGAGUCUUGGGGCACAAUUCUAGGUAACCGGCUGUUACCCAAGGUCAUACAAAAAUAUGUUUAUAAUUGUUUUCAAGCUAACUAAACGCUUAUGCUGCCUAAACAGAGACCAGAGU